Molecule: messenger RNA, 1344 nt
Organism: Clonostachys rhizophaga
Lineage: Eukaryota; Fungi; Ascomycota; Sordariomycetes; Hypocreales; Bionectriaceae
Source: the annotation of a GenBank genome assembly
AUGGAGCGUCCCGAUUACCCCGGUUUCUCCUCGACCACGACGACCGCGCAAAACUCCACGGCACCGACCCGACAAAACUCCACAGAUAAUCUCCAUUGCCUACAUCUGCUUUCUCGACCGGGUGACAAGAGUAGCAAGGAGAGAGACAUCGACCUUCAACGUAUCGCACUCCGACCGAUCGUCUCAAAGCCAGGCCUUCAUACCCCAGACGAAUCUAUCAACAAUGAGGUCCACAGGCGGCACUCGAUCUCAAUCCGCGAACGGAUGCUCCAUUUUACAUGGGCAUGGUUUACUUUCCCCAUGAGCUGUGGUGGCAUAUCUCUCCUCAUCUACAUGCAACCACGCCAGUUCCAGGGUCUCAGAACCAUUGGAAUGGUCUUGUAUGCGCUAAACCUUUUCAUAUUCACCUCUAUAUGUCUUGGUCUUGUCACACGGUUCAUUCUGCAUCCUGGAACCCUAACAAAGUCCAUUUUGCAUGCCCGCGAGGGCUUCUUCUUCCCAACAUUCUUCCUCGCUAUAGCAACCAUCAUCACAACCACACAGCGAUACGCAAUACCGGAGAAUAAUGUUCCAACUGUGUGGGCGACGAAGGCCAUCUUUUGGGUCUACUUGACCUUCACUUUCAUACUCGCGGUGGGACAAUACACAUAUCUGUUUGAUAGCCAUAGCUUCAAACUGCAGUCUAUGAUGCCAAGCUGGAUCUUGCCCAUCUUCCCAGUCAUGCUGACUGGCACGAUUGCUACUGUGAUUUUGGAUGCCCAGGAUAACAUCUCUCCCAUGGCUAUCAUCACGGCUGGCCUGACUUGUCAGGGCUUGGGUUUCUCAGUGUCCUUCAUGAUGUACGCACAUAUGAUUGGGAGACUUAUGGAGUCUGGACUCCCAAACAGGGAGCAUCGACCAGCGCUGUUCAUGUGUGUUGGGCCACCAGCUUUCACGGCCCUUGCUCUCAUUGGCCUUGCAAACAAGAUCCCCCAAAAUCUCACCAGCACCGAUAGCAUAUCGACACAUGUUGACACCAUUCGAACUGUAGCCUUGCUAGCCGCUGUCUUCAUGUGGACAAUCAGCCUUUGGUGGUUCUGCAUCGCUACUAUCUCUAUCAUUGCAUCCCCGCCAAAAUACUUCCAUCUUGGCACCUGGGCAAUGGUGUUUCCCAACACUGGCUUUACUCUCGCGACUAUCUCUAUUGGCAAAGAAUUCCAAUCUGAGGCAAUCUUGUGGGUUGCAACUGCGAUGAGCAUUAUUGUCAUUACCGCUUUCAUCGGCGUUUUCGUCUGGCUUAUAAGAGCCGUUUACAUCCAGGAUAUCAUGUAUCCUGGGCGCGACGAGGAUGUUGCGGAUCAUUAG